This is a messenger RNA of Aureococcus anophagefferens, 1158 nucleotides long. RefSeq lists its product as hypothetical. The transcript has 3 exons. NCBI's taxonomy places the organism in Eukaryota, Pelagophyceae, Pelagomonadales, Pelagomonadaceae. The record is from RefSeq and is a predicted model, not a curated record. The annotation marks the transcript as partial.
AUGGUCGGCAAGAUCCGCCUGCUGCUGUGGCUCGGCGCGGCCCGCUGCACGGCGCUGGUGACGACCAGCAACCGCGCCGCGAUGCCGCGCCGCGGCGUCGCGCUCCAGGGCUGGCUCGACGCCUUUUUGCCGGCGCCGAUGACCGACGAGGAGUUCGAGGAGGACCGGCGGUCGCGCUGGCCCGAGCAGUACGCCGCCGUGCUCGACGAGUGGGCGGAGCCGUUGGCCUCCGACGACGCGCUCCUAUCGCGGCUCCGGCCGCUGCUCGCGCGGAACCAGCUGACGACGCGGGCGCUCGAGCUGGCCUACGACGCGGAGCGCGACGGCUGGAGCGCCGAGGCCUUCCACCGGGGUUGCGACGGGCGCGGGGCCUGCGUCGUCUACGCGAAGACGGAGGACGGCGAAGAAAUCGGCGCCUACAACCCCAAGGGCUGGGCGUCGAUGGGCAACGCGCAGGGCAGCAAAAGAGAGCGAAAUUCCCAACUUCAAAGGCUCCUCUCUCGGCCGUUUCCCACUCGCAACGCGCGGCCGUCGCCCGCGGCCUUCCUCUUCCUACUGCGCGACGGCGGCGAGCCGCUCAAGCUCCGGAGCGCGUCCCACAUCGGCUGCAACUCCAUCUCGUCCGACGCGCCGGACCGCGGCAUCGACUUCGGCGUCGAGGGCCUGUGCAUUCCCCUCCGCGCGUCCGAGGACCGCGGCCCGGGCUCGGAGCGGCGCGCGUUCUCCAAGCUCGGCGUCUACUACGAGGGCGAGGGCGCGCUCUGGGGCGCCGGGCAAACGACGGCCCUCGCGGAGCUCAAGGUCUUCGCGGGCGUCUACGCGCCGGGCGAGGAGUACCCCUACGCCGGCGCGCUAAUCGAUCCCAUGGCCGCCGCGGUGCGCCUCGUCGACGACGGUAUGAAAGCGCCGCCGCAAAACACCGCGCCGCCAGCAGUCAAACCCUACAAACCCGUCUGCGCGGCGAACAACGCGGCCUACGCCGCCGCGAACGUCCAGGCCGCGUCGCGCAGCGUCUGCGACGCGCUCGCCGCCGCGGGCGUGGCCCUCGUGCACGACUUCAUCAGCGCCGACGAGGAGGCGGCGCUCCUCGAGACCGUCGACGGCGGCGCGUGGGAGGGCACGCUGUCGCGGCGCGUGCAGCACUACGGGCACCGCUUC